AUGAGAAAUCAUACAGCAAUAACAACAUUUAUCCUUAUGGGAUUGACAGAUGACCCAUAUCUACAGGCUCUCCUUUUUGUAUUUUUGUUUGUCACUUACAUGUUGAGUGUGACUGGAAAUAUCACCAUCAUCAUCCUCACACUUUUGGAUUCUCAUCUUAAAACUCCCAUGUAUUUUUUCCUUCGAAAUUUCUCUUUUUUAGAAUUUUCAUUCACCACUGUAUGUAUUCCAAGAUUCCUGUAUAGUAUGACAACUGGAGAUAAUACUGUUAGUUACAAUGCUUGUGCCACGCAAAUAUUUUUUGUUGUCUUCUUUGGAUCAACGGAAUUUUUUCUCCUGGCUGCCAUGUCCUAUGAUCGCUAUGUGGCCAUUUGCAAGCCCUUACAUUACACAACCAUCAUGAAUAACAGAGUCUGUACUACAUUUGUCCUCUCUUGUUGGAUUGCUGGCUUACUGAUCAUUCUUCCACCUCUUGGCAUGGGCCUGCAGCUAGAAUUCUGUGACUCAAAUGUGAUUGAUCAUUUUGGCUGUGAUGCGUCUCCAAUUUUACAGAUAACCUGCUCAGAUACAGUGUUAAUAGAAAAAGUUAUUUUGGCUUUUGCAGUGCUAACACUCAUAAUUACUUUGGUGUGUGUAGUCCUCUCCUAUACAUAUAUCAUCAAGACUAUUCUCAGAUUUCCAACUGCCCAACAAAGGAAAAAGGCAUUUUCUACCUGCUCUUCCCAUAUGAUUGUGGUUUCCAUCAGUUAUGGCAGUUGCAUCUUUAUCUACAUCAAACCUUCAGCAAAAGAAGGAGUAGCCAUUAAUAAGGUGGUGUCUGUUCUCACUACUUCUGUUGCCCCUCUACUUAAUCCAUUCAUUUAUACUCUCCGAAACAAACAAGUGAAAGAUGCUUUCAAAGACACAAUAAAGAAAAUUGUAUAUAUCAGCAAAAAUUAA
Molecule: messenger RNA, 939 nt
Organism: Suncus etruscus (white-toothed pygmy shrew)
Lineage: Eukaryota; Metazoa; Chordata; Mammalia; Eulipotyphla; Soricidae
Product: olfactory receptor 6C2-like
Exons: 1
Coding region: 1-939 (312 amino acids)
Biological process (GO): G protein-coupled receptor signaling pathway
Cellular component (GO): membrane
Molecular function (GO): olfactory receptor activity; G protein-coupled receptor activity
Source: RefSeq, a predicted model, not a curated record